Molecule: messenger RNA, 1527 nt
Organism: Cladocopium goreaui
Lineage: Eukaryota; Dinophyceae; Suessiales; Symbiodiniaceae
Source: the annotation of a GenBank genome assembly
AUGCAUGCAGUCAGCCAAGUAGCCUCGCAGAAGAGAAAGGAUAAAGCCAGAGGAAGGAAGAAAGGAAAGAAGGCCAAGAAAGAGCUUGUUGAGAAGUGGAGGCAGAAAGCGGGCUCCAAAGCACAGAGGCAGGCAUUGGAGCAAGUCAGACCAGUCAGCAGCAAGACAGCAGGCAAAAAGUUGAAGCCCAGUGCCAAGCUCAAGUACAGUCACUUGCAGAAAAGGAAGAAAAAGCAGAGCAAGAAGACAGCAGCAAUCAAGACAGCAGAGGCAGCAGAGAAAGCAGAGGAAGAGGAGUCAGAGUGGCAUGGUGCCAUAGGCAGAGUUGUUGGAGAGACAGCAAAGGCAGCCUGGCAAGGCUUGGUCGUGACAGUGGAGAAAGCAAAGGGCAGCCAGCUCCUCUGCCAGAUACCGAGCAAGGGCAGCCAGUGGAUUUGCAAGGCAGAUCUAGAAUGCCCUUUGCUGCCAAAGACAGCCAGGCAGACAAUGGCUCCACAGCAGCUCAAGGAUGCAGCCAGGCAGUCUUUGCAGGCAGAUUGGAUGCAGCAAGUGGAUCUCUACCAGUUCGGCCAGCUGGUGACAGAUGAUCAGCUCUUGGCAGGCUGGAGAGAGAUUAGCAGCAGACUGAAGCCAGGCAGUGCAGUGCGAUGGGUAACCCCAGCUCAAAGCAAGCUAGCAGCAGAGACAGGUGCAGUUUGCAAAGCCAUGGAAGACUUCCUGGCAGACAGCAAGACUUUGCUGCUGGUACCAAUCCACAGCUCAGCUCCACAGCACUGGACACUGCUUUCUUUGAGCAAGGCAGGCAGCAGCAAAGAAGAACAACCAGAGGUCCAGUACUUCGACACACUCAAGAUGCAGCCAGAAACAGCCAAAGCAGCAGCUAGCACAGUGCUGCAAGUCUGUUUGCAGACAGAGACAGAGCUGCCAGUGCCAUGCAACCGUUUCCACCAGUCAGACGGUUUCAGUUGUGGCCUCUGGUGCCUUCAGUACAUGGAAAGACAAGCCAGAGAGUUCCUAGGAUGUAGUCAGUCCACAUGGCAGACAGUUGGGGAGCUGAGCCAGAAGCUUCAGUCCUGGCAAGAAGCAGUGCUGAAGCAGAAGUCUUUAGACAAGGCAGCAAAGGCUUUGGAGGCCAAGAAAGCAGCAGAGAAGCAGCCAGCAGAAGAAGCAGGGAAGACGAAAAAAAAGGGCAAGGUGGCACAGACCAAGCUGCAGCUAGGCUGGGACGAGCAGUUUGGUUGCAGCAAGUGCAAGUAUAGCAAGACAGGCUGUUUGGCUUGCAACCCAGCCAAGAUGCUGCGCUGGGCAGAGAAGCAGGCACAGCAGACGCAGCUCUUGCAGGCAGCUUUGGCAGCCUUGCAAGACAUACAGACAGAAAUGCACCUGCUGGGGAAGAAGGUGUGUUGUAUGGAGCUGCGACAAGCAGCUAGGUCCUCCUUUCAGCUGGUUGAUGCUUUGCUGCCGAGACAGCUAGACAGCCAGAGGAGCAAAGAGACAGAGGGGCAGGCUGGAAUCUUGAAUAAUUAG